This is a messenger RNA of Papaver somniferum (opium poppy), 985 nucleotides long. RefSeq lists its product as uncharacterized. Lineage: Eukaryota; Viridiplantae; Streptophyta; Magnoliopsida; Ranunculales; Papaveraceae. The transcript has 5 exons. The record is from RefSeq and is a predicted model, not a curated record. The coding region runs from base 104 to 643 and encodes 179 amino acids.
GUUUUUCAACAUUUUUUACCAAACCAAUCCAAAUCUAAAUGGUUUGGUUCGGUUUCUUGCUUAUUGGUCUGGUUCGGUCGGUUUCCAACGGUUAACCGACACCAUGUUCAGCCCUACUGGGAUGAGCCUUCUGGCUACAGCAAAUGAGGAUUAUUCUCUGAGGCAGCAAGCGGCGGUCCAUUCGCAACAGCUCCAAAAUGGACAUUACUCACUAUGCGUCAGAUAUCCAUGGAUGGCUGUUGGGACCACACAACCUCCUCAGGUUCAUCACACAUUUGCAACAGAUGGAUUAGAUGGUGCCUUCCGUUUAUCGGACAAGGACAGCAAACAAAGUUUGAAGGCCAUGCCAGCGUUCUCUACUCAUCCUAUAGAGGUGUGGGCUGUGAGAGUGCUCCACGUGAAUCCAGCCGUGAUUCCCCUAGAGAAUCCAUUCUGGAGGUGUAGGGGAUGUCAUCGUGUAGUUGUCCCUAAAAAACGUGCCUUUCUGAAUGUAUCAACAGUGAAAUAUGGGGUUAAUGAACAUGGUCCAGGCUCCCUCCUUAUUGUAUUGGAUAUGGCAGUAAUCAACAGUAACGUGACAAGUAGAGGUGGUGCUGGUGCUUCUCCUGUUGGGAGUUUUUCUAGAGACUGCGUUAGAGUGUGACUACCCCUCGAGGCCUUGCCUUGGGUUUGAGAGGCUAUACAUCCUCAACCCGUCAAUACGAGCUUAUUUGUUCAUCAACAUGCUUGAGUAGGCACAGCGCUGCAGAAUUCAGAUGGGAAGGUGGGAUCAAGGAACUCCAGAAUUAACAGAUUUGAUCCCUGAUAAAGUAGUAGCAGAAAAAUGCAACAAGCAAAAACAAUUAGGAACAAUAAUUUACAAGUAUGAACCUUAAUUAGCAUGUAAGGUGCUCAUUUGCAUCGAAACUGUUCAACUUCUUAUCAGUUAAAUGGUGUUCUUUUUCCGCGACCUCUUAUUAAUUAGCGACUCGAGCUUGUUUGUUUA